GCGUACCUGAGUUAUCGCCGGAAAAGAGAGCUAUGUCGAUACGUACUUUGGAGAAAGAGAUCAUAAACGGCGUUUUUUAAGUUUUCAUCUAUUUUUUAAUCAUCUUGUUAUUUUAAUUUUGUCCUUUUAGCAAGUUUAUCAGACUUUCUAUACCCGCAUAGUUUACCUUCAUGGUGUCUAUCGUUUUUUUGCCAACUCAUAAAAGACUACCUGCGUUGGAGAGGGAAAUAGCUGUAGAAAGUCUAAUUUAGUGUGAUGACAUGUUUUUUUUAGACUAGACUACUCAGCUUUGCGGAUGCUCUUAGUAAUCAUUUUCAUCUAUAUUAUAGCGAUAAUAUUUUGUUGUUUAUGGGUAGCAUUAAUAUUGGUGCCCAUAUUCUGUUCCCUUCUUAUUGUUUCUACCUUUAAAAACAUGCGCCUGAACCGAAUCCGGGACAUGCAACGACAAAGCCUGGAAUUCUCGGUGGACAAUGUGAUAAUCGGAAGGAAAAUUUUACGGUGCAUCAACGUCGGGAAAGGUUUUGGUGCAUUUCACACAUGGCAUUAGUUUAUUUGUUGCGUUCUCCAUGUCAUAUUUUUCUUAAAGUAUUUGUAAAUUGGUCCUUUUACAAUAUUUAUUUACUAAACAUAACCGGUUAUCCAUCCUUACGAAAGCAUCCCAGGGACUGCACGUCUGCACUCUGCACCCCUCAAGCUUGGGAGAAGGGCUCCAUCAUCCAACUUUUGUUGGAAUUUUGGCAGGUUUUUAUACCUUUAGGUCUUCAAAGUUGGGAUCAGGUUCUCGGUGAGAGCAUGGCAGCAUUUCAAGUAUUCUUGAGUUGUCACUUGGUUUAUUUCCUUUAAUGUCUGGAAGACUGGAACCCCUAUUCUUUCAUUGGAUGUGCUGCGUUUGGAUGGUUAUCUUUGAAGGUUAGCACAAAUGAGAGUGUGCCGAUUAUAGAGCUACUGAUACUCGAGGACAUAGUUGGACUUGAAAGAUCGCAGUAGCUUAGUGCCUUGCUUCUUUGAUCAAAUUUGAUGUAUCUUUUACUUGAGUCUCUCUUUAGAUAUUCAGAUACGAUGUAAAUAACUUUUCCGACAUUGAAUAUGUAAUGAUUUUGAUUUCAUUCAUUUAUUUU
Cuscuta epithymum is the source of this 1118-nucleotide messenger RNA. NCBI's taxonomy places the organism in Eukaryota, Viridiplantae, Streptophyta, Magnoliopsida, Solanales, Convolvulaceae. The record is from the annotation of a GenBank genome assembly.